UUCAAACACGACGCCAUCGCAAUGCCGCGAAAGAAGGGAGUGAUCUGGUCGUUCUUCAAUGACCUGCCGGACGACGAGUCGUCGAGAUUGAAGAUGAGUCGCGUCGAGUGCAAGUACUGCAAAGGGAACGUGGUCAAGAGUACUAGCCGCCUUCGCUCGCACUUGCGCAUCUGCCCCAACUUUGACGGCGCUCUCAUGCCACCACUGGAUGACGACGACGACGACGAUGGUGUGCCCGAUUUCAAAGACUCCAAACUCGCCAAAGAUGACAUUAGCAAGGGGGAUUUGUACCAUCCAUUCAGUCGAUAUAUUGACCACACGCUUCUCAAGCCCGAUGCGACACCUCAUGACAUCGCUGCACUGUGUCGCGAAGCCCACGAAAACGGAUUUUACUCUAUCUGUGUGAACAGCGUGCAUGCCGCGUAUGCUCGCCAGGUGCUGGAUAGCCUCGAAAAGAAGGCGAAGCGAACAAAUGGUCAUCAUGUCAAGGUGACGUGCGUGGUCGGUUUUCCAUCUGGAGCAACUCCGUCUGAAAUCAAGGCUCUUGAAGCUGCGCAUUGCCUCACAGCGGGUGCCGAGGAGAUCGACAUGGUUCUGUCGAUUGGACACCUCAAGAGUGGCGACCAUGCCUACGUGUUGCGUGAUAUAAGUGCAGUGGUAUCAGUGUGCAAGAAGCACAACGCUGUGAGCAAAGUUAUUCUGGAAACCGCGUUACUUUCAGAGGCGGAAAUUGAAACGGCGAGCCACUUGGCCAUCUCAACCGGAGCCGAUUUCAUCAAAACGUCGACGGGAUUUUCAACCCGUGGGGCGUCCGUUCACGACGUUCAACUCAUGGCGCGCAUUGCCCACCCGCGAAAUGCCCAAGUCAAAGCGAGCGGGGGCAUUCGGUCGUUGGAGGAGGCGCAAAUGAUGAUUCACGCGGGGGCGACGCGACUCGGCACGUCGGCCAGCUUGGCCAUUGCGCAAGCCAUUCCCCCUCCGGCGGCCACCACGACGAAUGCCUCAGUUGCGCCCGUCGUUUCAACCGACUACAACAUGAGCCUUUGAUAUCACUUGAACGAAUACACUCCCAUGUUAAGACACACAAUUGGUAUUCCCUUCUCCGGUCAAAGAUCACAACUGGUCGUGAUUCUGACAGAACUAGUUUUUUCGGUGAUGGCCAGCCCCGCGGACGUUCCCUGCCGAGUCGCCCCAACCUGAUUCAUCAACUGUGCGUCGUCCGGGCACCGGAUGCCCCUACACGCCUUCAGUUGGGCGCUGUGUGGCCUCGCG
Messenger RNA from Aphanomyces invadans, 1272 nucleotides. RefSeq names its product deoxyribose-phosphate aldolase. Bases 22 to 1047 code for a protein of 341 amino acids. The transcript has 4 exons. The record is from RefSeq and is a predicted model, not a curated record. Gene Ontology annotation, cellular component: cytoplasm. Gene Ontology annotation, biological process: deoxyribonucleotide catabolic process; carbohydrate catabolic process. Lineage: Eukaryota; Oomycota; Saprolegniomycetes; Saprolegniales; Verrucalvaceae. Gene Ontology annotation, molecular function: deoxyribose-phosphate aldolase activity; DNA binding.